Messenger RNA from Pectinophora gossypiella (pink bollworm), 1786 nucleotides. Its product is annotated as 5-hydroxytryptamine receptor 1A-beta. Gene Ontology annotation, cellular component: membrane. Gene Ontology annotation, biological process: positive regulation of cytosolic calcium ion concentration; cell-cell signaling; phospholipase C-activating G protein-coupled receptor signaling pathway. Gene Ontology annotation, molecular function: alpha1-adrenergic receptor activity. Bases 103 to 1572 code for a protein of 489 amino acids. Lineage: Eukaryota; Metazoa; Arthropoda; Insecta; Lepidoptera; Gelechiidae. The transcript is spliced from 2 exons. The record is from RefSeq and is a predicted model, not a curated record.
GCGACGGAGGAAAGACGCGUCGCCGCGUGUUCCUCAAACUUCGACGACCACAGCUGGAGUCAGAGUGUUGUUGCGAAGUGAAGUGAUAGUGAUGACUUUUGAAUGGAACAGUCGGCUUUAUUGUCUCCUGGACGUGCGUUGAAGUCAGAGGAGAUGGAAAAGGACCGACUUGUGGAAGAAAUUGUGCUGUUAGCAUUGUUUCUGGUGUCAACGGCGGCCAACUCGCUGGCGCUGCUCGUGUUCUGCCGACGGCCUGGGCUUAGAACUAUCUCAAACAGGUUCGUGAUCAACUUGCUGGCUACGAACCUGGUGACGACCUCUCUGCUGGCCCCCGCGCUGUUCGGCGAGCACUCGGCUCGGGAGGGCGCGCACGCUUGGGUGGAGGCGGGCGACGCGGCCGCGGCGGCUUGCGGCCUCGCCUCGCUGCUGGCCGUCAUGCUGAUUGCGCUAGACCAGCACCACGCCGUCACCGACCCGCUGCGCUGCCAUGCGCGCCUGCUGCAGCGCCGCCCUGCCGCGCUCUGCGCCGCCACCUGGCUCACCGCCUCCAUCGCCGCGGUGCUACGCGCAACCAUCGCUGCCUUGCGCUACAUCUAUCCGGAGGAGCCGGCGCUGCAGGGCAUACAGUUCGCCUACUACAUAGUGUACUUACUCCUCGGCGUCGUGCUGCCGGCGACGAUCGUCUGUAUCAUGUACUCGAGGAUAUACCGCGCGGCUCGCUCGUCAGGACUACGAGCGAGAGCGCACGGAGCCAGUGCACUACAGCUACACGAGCCCCCUGCGAACCUACCCGAGUUGGUGGAAGAGAGCGAGGGUCUGACGUUGAGGAUAGACGUCCCAGACAGCUCGACGUCGGGAGACAGCGCCAAGUUCGGACCGUUCCUGCUGCCCCCCGAGCGCCCGAUGCGUUGCCCAUCAGUUGCCAGUCUACGUAACGCUAAGAAAGAGGGCAAAUCGAAUGAGGAUCUGCGUAAAGGGUUGCCGGCGGUGAGCUCGGCCCCCUCCCUGGCGGCCCCGCUGCUGGCUGUACAACAGCGCACGCCGCAGGUGUCCAACAGCGGGUCUCGCAUCACAUCGUUCCGCUGCCGAAUCUCGAACGCGUCGCUGUUCAGAUACCGCGAGGAGUCCCGCGCGGCGCGUGUGGGGCUGCUGACGGGCGCGCUGGUGAUGCUGCACGUGCCGCACGCGGCGGCCGCCAUGGUGUCGGCGGCGGCGCCCGGGUUGGCGGCGGCGGCGCGCACGCCGGCGCUGGCUCUGCUGUUGCUGGCGUCGGCUGCGUCGCCGUUCCUGUUCGCGCUCCGCUCGCGGCGCGUGCAGCGCGAGGCGCGGCGGCUGCUGCUGCCAGAGAAGAGCGCGUGGGAGCGCGCAGGUGGCGCAGCGCAUGCGGCUGCUGCGGACGGGCAGCGGGCGCGCGCGGCGCUGGAGCUGCUGCGGGCGCUGUCGCCGGGCGGCACCGACGCGGCGGACGCGGGGGGCGCGCCGGCGCCGGGAAACGCGCGCGCGGGGGGCGCGGCCCGCGGCUCCUUCAGCUCGGGCGGCAGCACGCAGCUGUCCUCGGCCUCCGACGAGUGACCCGCGCCCCCCCGCCGGGUCCGCUUCGCCCCGCGCCCCACCGCUCUACUCAUCUGUGAUACUAGGCUAAGCCGUAACGCGCUCGGCGCGAACGUUAGACUGAUUUAGCGUUAAGUUAAUUUAUUGUGUCCACGUACCUUUCCGCUGAGCGGACAAAUUUUUAUUACCUGACAUAUUGAUGUAUCGAAGUAUUAAAAAUGUAAAAUGAAAUGUU